AUGGCGUUCUCUGAAGAAGGCGCUGUGUGGCAUUUGGAGGGAGGCCUGAUUCUGAAGGUGAAGGACUUCAGCGAAGUCGGGGAGGGAGCAGCUGGCAAAUCAGACAGCUCCCCACAACAGGAGAUCCAACUGAACCUAUCUGACCAGCCUAUCCGCGGGGACUCAGCUGAAGGGGUGGGGUCAGAAUUAGCCAAUAGUAUUGAAGUGGUGGUUGUUAGGCGGGAGGAAGACGCCUGCGAGCGUGCGUGGGGCCGCUCCCGGGAAAGAGUGGAAGGAAGCUCGCAGAACCAAUGGCCGCGGCGGGCGGGCGGUAGUGCGCAUGCGUACUGCAACCUGGGGCUGCGGGCGGGAGGCGGGGAGGAUGGGGGAGGGGAGCGGGCAGGAACGCGGCGGAGGCUGCUGCCGUCGCAGCAGCUGCCGCCGCAGCAAAGAGGCCAUGUUGUGUGGUGUGUGGGGCGGGGGGGAGGAGGGCCGGGGGGGGAGGAGGAGGAGGGAGUAAAGCCGAGAGAGGAGACGGGAGAGAGACACCACACACACACGGCACAAGAUGGCCGGAGAAGCAGCAGCACCUCGAGCUGUCAGGCGUUCCGCCGCGGCCGCGGGGCCCGCCGGCUGGCGGGGACUUGCGCCCGGGCGGCCCGCAGGCCCGCGGGAGCGAAGCGGCCGCGGCUGGGGCGAGUCGGGCCGCGCGCCGGGGUCGGAGCCCGCGGCAGAGGCGCCCGGGGCGGCCGGGCCCACGACGCGGAAAGCGCCGCUGCGGCAGCGGCCGCGGAGGCUCCCCGGGGCCCGGGCGGCUCGACCCGGUACGGACGGGAGGCUCGGGCGGGCGGCCCGGCGCGGGACUCGGGUGCGGGCGACCAGGAGGUGCCGACCGCGGCGCUCGGACCUGCCGAUUUUGAAAACGGCUGCAGUGUUGCAGAUGAGAAGGUAACUUACAAGAUUAAAAUUAUAUUUGGUUGAUGAUGGUUCUGAACAAAUACAGCUCUUAUUUGAGGUAUGCCAUUUUGAAGACUGAGACCGUGGAAUUUUAUCCUUGAGGAUAAAGGAAAUCUUUGCGAUAGUCUGUAUUUUAUAUAGCAAAAAUAUGAAUCCUGAGGCUGAAUUAUCUAAGGGGCCAGUACAACGAAAAUAGAUGUUGGUGGAAGAAUUUAUUUACACCCAGUCAGCUUGAAGAGUCUCAAAUGGACCCUACCACUGAGAAAUCAAGAUGGCAGUCCACUAUGGGGAAUUGAGAAAAAUGGAUUAAUACAAGAGUGCUGUGAUAAUAUACAACCAAGACAGGGUUCUUUUAACAUGGAUUUCAUGAAAUGAAUGAAGAUAUAGGUUUCUUACCCAGCACAAAUGGACAGUGAAUUUGACUUUCUAGAGACUUUGUAUCAUUAAGAACAUUUUUGACAUUUGGAGAAGAAAGAUGGCACAUUAACAGAUGAUAGUUUGUAUGCCUGGAAUCUUUUGCAGUUUGAUCUGUAUGAGUAUGAUCUUGUGGAAUGUUAACUUUAAUAAAAUUUCUAACACUUUAAAA
Orcinus orca (killer whale) is the source of this 1522-nucleotide messenger RNA. Its product is annotated as golgin subfamily A member 6-like protein 2. Bases 1 to 960 code for a protein of 319 amino acids. NCBI's taxonomy places the organism in Eukaryota, Metazoa, Chordata, Mammalia, Artiodactyla, Delphinidae. The transcript is spliced from 8 exons. The record is from RefSeq and is a predicted model, not a curated record.